Trichoderma gamsii is the source of this 2913-nucleotide messenger RNA. RefSeq lists its product as hypothetical. The transcript is spliced from 5 exons. The record is from RefSeq and is a predicted model, not a curated record. The coding region runs from base 1 to 2913 and encodes 970 amino acids. NCBI's taxonomy places the organism in Eukaryota, Fungi, Ascomycota, Sordariomycetes, Hypocreales, Hypocreaceae.
AUGCCACGCAAGAGACCGCCACAAAGCCCGACUGAGGCCGCAGAGAUGCAAAAUCUCUCCAAAAGACAAAAGAGCGAAGAGGAUAGUGAAGUCAAGAACAUCUUUGAACCAAGACCACUGAGCUCUAGAGCCGCAUCCAGAUCGUCUCUCACCAAAGAAGAAUGGACGCUUGGAUCACCGUUGCCGGCGUCCAUAAUCCCAUCACAGUUUCUACCUAGUUCUCAAUUCCGAACACAGGCAGUCGAGAAGCUAGAUGGAAAAAAGCAGUUCGCCGCACUCCAAGAAAACGACGGGUUACUAGCUGCAUACUUGGGAUUCAAUACGGUACAACAGCUGUAUUACUUUGUGUAUUUUGACGUGCCCAACACAUUGGCACAUUUACUUCGGAUACAUUACCCAGACUACCACUACCGGCAGCAGCAGAACACAGGCUAUACGAAUGUCAGUGGUAGCUUUCCUCUUGCUUCUCAAGUAUGGGAACAGUUUUGGACUCUUUUGCAAGGAAAUCUAAACUGGCUUAAAUUGGCACUUGAUGCAAUUCGCCCAGACCAGAUACUCGUUUCAUCCACACCAUUCCAGCAGAAGCUAGUAGAAGUUGGACACAACACCACCCUCAAAGACAUUGACCCAGUUUUAUCGAUUCUCGCUGCAUCGUACAAGUUAGCCAAGGCACAUCCCAAUCGCUUCUGUCAACAACAGCCUCAGAAUCCAACCGAGUAUGCUUGGGGUCUUCACCAUGAGGACUGGAUGCGGGCUUACGCUGUGAUUACUUUCACAUGUGACAACCAUGUUUGGCUUGCGUCUGGCCUCGAAACAAACACAAAUUUGGAAUUCUUUGGCCCAUUUAUGGCUCUCCAUGGACAAACGCAAAAGUCUAAGUCUUUUGGUUACAUAACAGAUGAGUUGCUGCGACUGGUGGAGACGCCCGAGAGAUUCAACAGGGUGACCGCAAUGCAGCAAGAUCAGGAAAUAUAUUUCCCCUUAUUCGAAUGCGGUAUAGUUGAGAUAGAGAAUUUAUCGCGGCUUGCAACAAAGGAUGAGAUUGAAUAUGCCAUCAGUACCCUCGGGCUCUUCCAAUCAAAGACUGCGGCUGAACGCGACCGCAUCAUGCAAGAUACUGAUGGCACAUGGUCUGAGAUCAUUACAGAAGCAGUCUGUGCAACACUUGGCACCAUUGUUCCUGGAACUGACUUGGACGAUCAAUUAAACUCUCUCCAAGUACCAACUAAAAUGCGGCGCUCUCCGAUUACGAAGAACGAGAGAGGAGCAUUGCGAGCGCUACUCAAGUCACGCGUGAAAGCAAAUGAGCAUAUCUCAUCCAAAAAUAAUAUCGAUACAGAAAGAUUGAGAAAGGCGAGGGCGCAGAUUGGAGAAGAUAUCUCAUCUAACCAAGAUUUGUCAAACAUUUGUAGCUUGAGAGGUAUUGACGUGAAUACUUUGUCGGUUAACCUAUACAAUUCACCGCCCAAAGCAAGAGCACCUCAUAUCAUAGACGCGAAUCGAUUGGCGGAGCUGUUGGGAGGGCCUCUUCGAACUGCCAUAUUACACAGCGAAUGUGGCACUGGGAAUACACCUGUGGCAUUGCUGGCUUUGAAAUUCUUGAUGGACGAAAGGAUUCAUCAAUUCCGCAACGGCAUGCUCCAUAUUGAAGAGGCUGAUCGAAUUUUUAAACCAAGCAUCGUGUUUGUUCAUUCAGAAGCAUUACGAUCGCAUUUUACAACGAUGAGGUCUUGCUGGAUGGAAAUAUUUCAAAUUUCACUGCUUUGUGAGGCCAGUGAAAGUUGGAUGAAUCCUGACGGGAAAACCAACGUAAUCGAUAAUAAUACGGAGCUCCAGAAGCAUAUUGACCGCUGGGUAGCAGAACAUAGGGAUCCUAAAACUGCACGAACGGUACUCUUGGCGUCAUAUGAAGCUGGGGUAAAGCUUAUGCUGGGUGCUGAAACUGGCCAGCCGCAGCUCAGCCAAGAGAUACAAGGCCAGGCGACUCGGGAACAUCGUGGCACUGGUAUGGCUCCAGACCAAAAGCUUCCAAAAGAUCUUGGUAAGAACAUCAACGAGAACGACCUUGAACAAGAUGUCACCCCCCAAACCUAUCGCGAGAAGAUUGUUAUACAGAACGACAUGUGGAAUGCGGUAAUUGUCGAUGAGUUUCAUUCUAUCGAUGAUGAGACAACUAGUCACCAUAGACUAGUAAAGCGGCUAGACCGAGAUGCUCUCUUUCUAGUGUCUUCAAACCUCCUGGGGAACCUGCAAGAUCUUUUGGGCUAUCUCAGACUCAUGUGGGACAUGGCUUGGCCGUUCAGCUACUCGAUAGAAUCAGAUUCGAUAUCAGAUACGACGAUUCAUAACCCAGAAACGUUCCCCAAUGGCGAUACUCCUCCAUACUUUGGAAUGGAAGUUGCUGGUCUCGCCAUUCGGACAAUUGAGCUUACAUCAACAGACUCAAACUCGAUUAGAAAAAGGCUUGGUAGCCAUAUUUCUGAGCUGCUGAAAUGCUCCGAAGAUUUGAAUGUUGAGACAGGAAAAGUUAAAGAGACGCUAGACAGUGCGAUCUGUCGCCAAUUAUCUCUGAUAUCGACUGAUGUCAACAAUAUAGCAUUGACUACUCCCACCAAGGGACUACUAAGCCUUAUGACGGCUUGUCAAGAAUGUUUAACCCCUUCCGUGCGGACGAAAAAAUCGGAAUUUAUAAACCGGUUAGCCAAAUUUGAUACGACCGGCGGCUUGGAGUGGCUGUUCUACCAUACCAGAGAACUGCAGAGGUACAGUUUUCCUAAAGACAGGCUAGGACAAGUGCGUUAUACAGCUUGGGACAGUCCCAAGUAUUGCCAUGUGCUGUUGAGAGCUCUUGAGGCCAAGGAGCGACAUGAGAAGCUACUGGUAUGCGUAAACAACCUAUUGACAUCACAGUGA